Messenger RNA from Priapulus caudatus, 936 nucleotides. RefSeq names its product rho guanine nucleotide exchange factor 17-like. Gene Ontology annotation, biological process: actin cytoskeleton organization. Gene Ontology annotation, molecular function: guanyl-nucleotide exchange factor activity; protein binding. The record is from RefSeq and is a predicted model, not a curated record. The transcript has 8 exons. The coding region runs from base 1 to 936 and encodes 311 amino acids. NCBI's taxonomy places the organism in Eukaryota, Metazoa, Priapulida, Priapulimorpha, Priapulimorphida, Priapulidae.
AUGACGCCGAGCGUGCCACCUCUGGGGCAAGUCAAGGGCAAGGUCGAGCCAGCGCAAGCGCCGACAAGGCUCGGUGGCCACCUGUUACUUGAACAGCUCUCAAGCCGCGUGCCGUUGCUAGGCAACGUCCGUGAAGACGAGGAUAGCAAGAGUCAGAAGUCGAGGGAACUGAUCCUGCAGGAUUCGUCACAGGAAGACGGCAAGGACGCUCAAAUACUAGUGCCCGCAAACGAUACGGCAGGAAACAGCCCUCAGCAGUCUCUUAUGUGGCUAGGAACAGAAGACGGAUGCAUUCACGUGUACAACUGCAAUGAUAACAUCCGCAUCAAGAAGAACAAAGUUCGGCUACAACACAAUGCUGCUAUACAGUGCAUUAUAUAUUUAGACAACAAAGUGUUUGUGUCGUUAGCCAAUGGUGACCUCUCUGUCUACAAGCGGGAUACAGCGGGAGGCUGGGACACGGGAAAUCCGAUUACUGUAACGUUAGGUAGCGCUACUGCACCUAUCACGCGUAUGCUUGGGGUCCAGGGACAAGUGUGGUGCGGCUGCCAGAACAACAUUCUAGUCAUAAACACCACAUCACUAUCGGUGGAGCACACAUUUCCGGCAUGCAACGACACGAGUCGUGCCAUCCGUCACAUGACGAGCGUCUGCUUCGGUGUCUGGGUGUCGGUGCAGAACAGCGCAAUCAUCAAGCUGUUUCACGGCAUCACGUACGAAUGCUUACUCGAUGUCAACAUGGGUCCACCUGUCGCCAAGAUGCUAGCAGCCUGCAACGACAUCAUACGGCAACACAAGGCCGCGUGUUUACGCAUAACGGCGCUGCUCUGCUGCAAGGAUCUGCUGUGGUCGGACCAAGUGCUGGGUGGUUCUCGACCUGCCGCCUCCCCACCUCCUGCAUCAACCACCAGGCGGCUCCCACCUGCCUUAACGUAG